UGAAAAAUUAGUAGCGGGAAAGUGUGUAUCGAAAAGAAAGAAUGGGAGGGAGAAAUUAAAAUGUUUUAAACUGUAAUCAUUUUCUGUUCUUUUUUUCUUCUCCAUCUCUCUCUCUCUUUUUUUUUACUGUUGAUUUACAAAAUCUUCUUCCGUUGCUAAUUUCUUUGUCUAGGGUUUUGGUCUGUUCGUUAGUUUUUUUAUUCUUUUUAGACUCAAAUUCUUUGAAAUUAUGAGGAGAAAUGUGAAGAAAGAAAAACAAACAGAUAAGGGUGAUGCAUCUGCUGAACCGGUUCGAACCAAGGUGGCGGGAGUGGCCCGAGAUGAGUCGGCGGAUGUUGAGUCGAAUCAACCGAAUCGAGAAGAGGAUGCGGCAGAUAGGAGGGUUCUUCGCUCCAAAUACCUUGCCGUGAUUACCAAAAUAAGCGAUGCAAGGGAUGAAAUAUCGAACGUGGAUUCUAAUAAAUUUAACAUAAUCAUUAAUGAAGUCGACAACUUACAUCAACAAGUUUCGAAGCCACGUGAACAAGUAGCCGAUGCGGAGGCAUUGUUAGGCUUAGCCAAUACAUUGGCAACUUCUGUUAAGUCCGUCUCUUGUGAAGGAAUCAGCCUAGCAGACUUCGUCAAUUGUUUAAUUAGGGAGUUUGGGAAAUCCACCAGGAGCCUUGAAACACAAGAAAAUGAGCAGAUAUCGAUUGAUUGGAAAGAAAUUGGGGUGGCUGUUUCGCCAUUCUUUAGAACCUGCAAAGGAAUUUGCACUAUGCUUGGACCAAUGAGUAAUGAGUUAAAGCAACGGAAGCCUAUGGUUACUAGAAAGCGUGCUGUCAGACCAACUGAUACUAGUCGGCCUGAUGAGGUUGAUGAAACUGGUGCUGAAGAGAAAACUGAUACUGACAGGAAUAUGGCAGUGAUGUUUGAAAUUUUAAGGAGAAAGAGACAAGUGAAACUUGAAAGUUUGAUCUUGAAUAGAAGUUCAUUUGCACAGACUGUCGAGAAUUUAUUUGCUCUUUCAUUCUUAGUUAAAGAUGGAAGAGCCGAAAUAGUGGUGAAUGGAUCUGGUUCUCAUAUUGUCUCACCUAAAAAUGCCCCUGCUGCCUCGUCCAUAGCAAGUGGUGAGGCUGCUUACAGCCAUUUUGUGUUCAGAUUCGACUUUAAGGACUGGAAGUUAUUGAUGAAUGUGGUACCUGUUGGUGAGGAGCUAAUGCCACAUAGGGAAGGUAAUGAUGAAUGCGGUUCCAGUUGGAGAGGAGUUGAUGCCUCACAGGGAAGAUUCACACCCGACUUUGUCCCAGGCGGAACCAGCGGCAAACAGUUCAGGAGCAUCAACCACAACCCCAAUCCGAAUAUUAUCUAGGAACCGAGGGUUGAUUUUUCAAGAAUCCAUUGUAGACGACUCGCCUGAACCAGAUGAUGCUAACAAAGGCCCUGGCAUUCGCAGAUGCCGGCGUAAGCUCAAUUGACCGACUUUCCUCUUGAGAGCACAUUGUGUACAAUUAUUUCGAAUGUUGUAAUGUAAAUAGCUGUAGCUCAAUCUCGAAUCGGUAACACUCAUCUUUUUUGUAGUAGAUUCCUCCGCUGUACGAGCCCGGAGCAACUCUCUGACCUAUUUACUAACUAGGAGCAUGUUCACCUUUGGAUUCUUAGAUACGUGAAUGCAUUUUCGCUAGAUUAUUCUGA
Molecule: messenger RNA, 1674 nt
Organism: Gossypium raimondii (Peruvian cotton)
Lineage: Eukaryota; Viridiplantae; Streptophyta; Magnoliopsida; Malvales; Malvaceae
Product: non-structural maintenance of chromosomes element 4 homolog A
Exons: 8
Coding region: 230-1351 (373 amino acids)
Biological process (GO): DNA repair
Cellular component (GO): nucleus; Smc5-Smc6 complex
Source: RefSeq, a predicted model, not a curated record